AUGUCAUCCAAUCCAGUAGGUAGAGCUCUUGGCACUGCUACCACCGCUAUUCAGGAACAAGUCAAAAAUGCAGUUAAUGAGGUCACAAAUUUUGUUGAUAAUAACCCCAGAACUGCAACAGCCGUUGGAACAACCGUUGGUAUUGUGGCUACAGCCGUAAUUACAGCUGGUGUUAAUCAAGUUAUUUCUCCUCCUUCGCCAGUUGAUUUU
Ambispora gerdemannii is the source of this 210-nucleotide messenger RNA. NCBI's taxonomy places the organism in Eukaryota, Fungi, Glomeromycota, Glomeromycetes, Archaeosporales, Ambisporaceae. The record is from the annotation of a GenBank genome assembly.